CGCCUGGGCGCAGGCCCCAGAGCUCGGGGUGGGCUAAUUGUUUUCAUUCCUCGCGUCACGCCUGGGCGGGAAAGAUUUUGAACACCGCGUGAGAUAGAACGGCAGAGCUGCGGCGCAGAGAUUGCAAAAUCGUGGGCGUUCACUUCUGUAACUGAGAUGGACAUGAGAUAAUCUCCAUCGAGUCAAAAAAUGGCAUCUAGUCCUGACCUUCCCCACAGAAAUCAACAGGCUGCCUUGGGCAUUGACCAUCUCCAGGUGUCACUGCAAGCCAAACAGGAAGACACUCAGAAGAAAACCUUCACCUGCUGGAUAAAUUCACAGUUGGCCAAGCACACCUCUCCCUCAGUUAUAUCAGACUUAUUCGCAGACAUUAGAAAGGGGCAUGUCCUCUUGGAUCUGCUAGAAGUACUCUCAGGACAGCAGUUGCCUCGUGAUAGAGGAUCUAAUACACACCAGUGUAGACUCAAUAUAGAACAUGCUCUGAAGUUCCUGGAAAACCAAUCAGUCAAGCUAAUAAAUGUCCACGUUGCUGAUAUUAUAGAAGGAAACCCAUCCAUUAUUCUUGGACUAAUUUGGACAAUUAUACUGCACUUCCAUAUUGAGGAUCUUGCCCAGUCUGAUUCUUGCAAUUACAAUCAAGCUUCCCCGGAUGAUAUGAGUGUGGCUGAUUCAUCUCCUACCUCAAGUCCUCCAGCAAAGAGAUGCCUCAAAGUCCAAGAGCGAUGGCAGUUGUCUGCAAAGAAAGUUCUUCUCUUGUGGGCUCAAGACAAAUGUGCCAGAUAUGAGUCUGUCAGUGUGACAGAUUUUAAGUCAAGCUGGAGAAAUGGGAUGGCUUUUCUGGCUGUCAUUCAUGCCUUGCGACCAGACCUAAUUGACAUGAAGAGUAUGAAGCAUCGAUCCAACAAGGACAAUCUGAAAGAGGCCUUUGGAAUUGCAGAACGAGAAUUAAAAAUCCCCAAAUUGCUGGAUCCAGAAGACGUGGAUGUUGUUAACCCCGAUGAAAAGUCAAUCAUGACCUAUGUGGCACAGUUUCUGCAAUAUUCCAAGGAUGCUUCUCGGACUGGAGAUGUGACUCAGAGCAAGGUAAAAGACGCUAUGGCCUGGCUAGCUCUGCAAGAGAAAAAGCUACAGGAGGCACUGAAGGAGUCAGAAGGCAAGACCUACUUUAAAAAGUACCAUAGCCUGACGUCCUAUAUGGAGUUAUUCAAUGAAGAAAAAGUACGCUUUCUGGAAGUACUGUCACCAAAAAGGGAUCAGCAGGAGCUGAAUGAAGAUGAAUUACAGUUGAGAGAAGCCUGGGAUGGCAUCAACCAAAAGAUUAACGCAUGGAAAACAAACCUGAACGAUGCCUUGCCCUGGCCCCUCUGUGAAAUUGAAGCGUGGCUUCAGGAGGUCAAGGAACUCAUGGAGGAGGAGUUACCGACCUCGCAGAAUUACUCCGAAGCCAUGGCUCAGACAGAAGAGAAAAUGACUUUAUUCAAGAGUCUGAUGGACAGAUCUGACUAUCAUUCGAGUAUUCUCAUGGCUUUUGAAAAUAAAGACGAAGAGCAUUUGCCAUUGGUGCCCCUUAACACCCUGGAGGAGAUGAAGAGACGAGUGAACAACACUUUAGGGAACAAUUUCACUCUACUUCUAGAAUUUCACUACUUUAAAUGCUCAGUUCUUGGCUUGCUAGAUGAAGUGAAACCAAAAUUGGAUUUUUGGAACAUAAAAUUUGGAAAGAAAGAAUCUGUGGAAUUAUUGCUGGAAGACUGGCAUAAUUUUAUUGAAGAAAAAGAGUUCAUAGCUCAACUUGAUACUGCUUUUCAAAAAUGUGAAGAAAUUUAUAAAAAUUUAGCUGGAGAACGUGAAAAUAUUAAUGAACAAUAUAUGGUGAUGGAAAGUAAUAUUUCUGUGUACAGAAAAAAUAUAUAUAAUGUGAAGUCUACUCUAGAAAAAGUUCUGGCCUGUUGGGCUACUUAUGAGGAGAACCUUCGCUUACUGAAGGCUGGUUUUGAGGAGACAAAGAAACAAGUUAAAGAGGUUCCCUUUGAAACACUUGCCCAGUGGAAUGUAGAACACACCACUUUAAACGAAGUGGGAAGUUUCUUAAUUGAAGUCAGCAAUGAUGAAGUUGGAUCAUCUGUUUCUAAAGAACUGAGAAGGCUGAAUAAAAGAUGGAGAAAGUUUAUUACAAAAACUCCACUUGAAAUGAAAUUGCCACUUUCAAAAAAACAGGAUCAGCCCACUCUUGACAAUUCUAGAAAUAUUGUAUUACCUAAAGAAGAAGAAAAAUCGACUGUUGAUUUUUCAAAGAAUAUGUCAGUAGGACUUCCUGAAAAUUAUAAUCGGAAUAUAAAGGCUGUGGAAGAACAUGAAAAAGACCAUGAGGAAUCCACAGAACACCUAAAAGUGGCUGAAGAGGUUGAAAAACUCAUUGGACAAGUGGAGGUGUGGGAGGCAGAAACCAAAUCCAUUUUGGAUCUUCCGAAACAUCAAGAUAUUAUGGAUAGUACCAUAGAAAAAUCUUUGCAGCAUCUUAUUGCCAGAGGCUCAAUGUAUGAAGAGCUUCUGGCCAGAACUGAAGAUACUUUACAAAUGGAUGUUCAGAAUAUUUCAAGCCAGGAGUCCCUCCAGCACAUUCUCACAACUGGACUUCAGGCAAAGAUUCAAGAAGCGAAUGAGAAAGUCCAGAUCACUGUGGUAAAAUUAAUUUCAAUGUUGAAGAAUUCAACGGAUAUUUCACAAGAAUUGGAUGCCAAGCAGAAGGUAAAAGAGUCCCAGAUGGAAUUGGAAUCUUACAUUGUGAGAGCUGAACAGUUACUUGGGCAAAGACAGAGCCCCCGUGGACUCAUUUCAAAAUAUAAGGAAGCACUGAAAAUUUUUAAUACUAAUAGUCUGGCUAAGUAUUUGAAAGCAGUUGAAGAACUGAAACUUAACGUUCCUGAGGAUGUAAAGCUGUCUUUGGAAGAGAAGAGGAGGGAGGCCUGUGCCAGAUGGGAGUCUCUUCAUCAAGAAAUUUCUUUGUAUAUUCAGCAACUAAAAAUAGAUAUCGAAAAAGGAAAACUUAACGACAACAUUUCCAAGCUUGAAAAGCAAAUAAAUAAAGAAAAGAAACUUAUUCGUAGAGGAAAGACUAAGGGUCUCAUCAAAGAACAUGAGGCCUGCUUUUCUAAGGAAGUCAUUGUGUGUCAGCUCCAUCACCAUGUGGAUGUCUUGAAGGCGCUGUGUGAAGAGCUGACUUCGCAGGAGCAUCAGCAAGAAGUGCAGAGAGUGCUCAAAGAUUAUGAGCAAAAGAUAGAAAGACUUCUGAAAUGUGCUUCUGAGAUCCAUGUGACUCUGCUGGCCCCUGUGGGGGGCACAUCAAAAGACGAGUUAGAACUUCCGAAGAGUAGCCAGGCUUUGGGGGAAACUGUGACCACAGCUGAGAAUGGCGGAAAGGGUUUCCACAGUGAGGUGCCAUUUGCCAAACCAGAUAAUCAGCUGUCGACUGAAAAGGUAGUGGAACCUGUUGAGAAUUUUAGCCUGACAUCGGAGUUAAAACUCCAACAACAAGAAAGCAUUAUGGAGCAGCUGGAAGAAGAUCACAGUGCAUCUAAAAAUAGAUUACAAAAGAGGUAUGAUACACACAAAGAGAUUCUUGAACUACAUCUGCAAAACAACAAAUUCAGGAUUACUUCUGAUUUCUCUAGUGAAAAGGAAAUGAGUAGUGCUAAUCUGCAGAAUAAACUAACAGAUUUACAGGUCUUAAAAAAUGAAACUAAUGCUUGCUGGAAAGAGUUUGAAAGCACUUCAUUGGAGUUAGAAAGUCUCAUGAAUGACACGGAGAAGCCUCUUAUAGUUAAGGAGAGAGACAGGUUAAAGGAAAAAGAAAAUGAGCUUCAAAUGUCUCUUAAUACCAGAGUGGAGUCUUUGGAGAUGGCACUGCAGGUCUUAUUACCAGUGGAGAAAGAGUCACUCUUCCUGUGUGGCUCAGACCUAUUUCCCUGUCAAGUGGCCAUCCAGGAAUUUCAUCUCGUGGACACUGAUGGCAUUUAUCAAAACUUGAGGAACAUCCAAGAUUCCAUAGUCAAACAGAUUAAAGUAUGUACCAGUUUAGAAGAGCCUGGCAACAUUGUAUUAAAGGAUUUACACCCACUUGAUCUACAUGCAACCCAGAAUAUUAUACUGAAAUGCAAAACACAGCUUGAAGAAAUGAACCACAAGCUGCAGAUGAGUGAAGAGGUCCUGAAAGCUCUGGGAGAGUUUAUAGAUUCUGUAAGAACAGUUAAGCUCUCUGUUGAUCUUGUUACCGACCUUUCAGCUUCAGAUGCACCGGUAGCCCCAGAAAAUACUUUGACAGUGAAAAAUAUCAAGAGAGAAAUUCGUCUGAUGAGAGACAAGGCUAGGCAUUUGGAUGAACGAUUGAAGAUGCUUGAUAUAAGCUUUGAAGAUGCAGACCUAGGUGAAGACACUUCCUGUAAAAAACUUCUUGAUGCCCUAACAAUGAAGUUAUUCGAGACACGUAUCUGUGACACACAGGAAGCAUUUGCUGAGGAAAUCAAUUUAGUAGAGACUUGUACUUCCAAAAAUGCGGAACUCUUUAAAAAUAUUCAAGACAUGCAAAAUCAGAUCGGUAAAAUUGGUCUUAAGGAUCCUACUGUUCCAGCUGUAAAACAUCGGAAAAAAUUAUUACUUAAACUGGAGAAAGAUAUAGAUGGGUAUGAAGAAGAGAAGAUACACUUGGAAGAAAUGGUUGAUUCUCUCCCCCAAUUCAAAGAUGGCAGAGAAAAACCUCUGAUUCAACAGUGCCAAACUACCCUGCUCUUGUGGGAAAAUACAAAAACAUCCAUUGCUGAAUGUCUUGAUCAAUGUGGAAGAGUUUUGGAGCUCUUAAAACAAUAUCAGAAUUUUAAAGGUAUCUUGACAACUUUGAUUCAGAAAGAAGAGAAUGUCAUCUCCCUGCAGUCUUCCUACAUGGGAAAGGAGAACCUGAAGAAAAGGAUCGCAGAGAUUGAAAUUGUCAAAGAAGAAUUUAAUGAACAUUUAGAAUCAGUUGACAAGAUAAACCAGAUCUGUAAAAAUCUACAAUUUUAUCUAAAUAAAAUGAAAACCUUUGAAGAGCCCCCUUUUGCAAAAGAGGCUAAUGUUAUUGUGGAUCGAUGGCUUGAUAUAAAUGAGAAGACAGAAGACUACUAUGAAAAUCUUGGUCGAGCUCUGGCUUUAUGGGACAAACUUUUUAAUUUGAAAAGUGUCGUUGAUGAGUGGACUGAAAAUGUCCUUCGAGAAAGGAAUUCACAGCUGACUGAAGAGGACAGAGAAAGGCUGAAGGAAGAGUUACAAGUCCAUGAACAACAAACUUCAGAAUUUUCUAGAAGAGUGACUGAAAUACAGUUUCUGCUUCAAAGUAAUGAAAAACCACUUGAAUUGCAGGUCAUGGAACGCUCUAUUUUGAACAAGAUGGAACAUGUGAAAAAGUAUAUAUCAGGAGAGUCCAAUUGCUUCGAGCUUGGUAGCAGCACAGCUGAGCUCAGGGAGGAUCUCGACCAAGCCAAGACCCAGAUCGGGAUGACAGAGUCCCUCUUGAAAGCCCUGUCUCCUUCCGACAGCUUGGAGAUUUUCACUAAACUCGAGGAGAUCCAACAAGAAAUUCUACAGCAGAAGCACAACAUGAUAGUACUUGAGCAUCAAAUAGGUUGUCUCACCCCUGAACUCUCUGAAUUGAAGAGGCAAUAUGAAAGUGUCAGCGAUUUAUUUAAUACCAAAAAAGGUGUUUUGCAAGAUCACUUUUCUUCAUUAUUGAAUGAUCAAUGCAAGAAUUUCAAUGACUGGUUCAGCAAGAUUAAAGUGAGGCUUGAAGAGUGCUUCGACUCAUCAGAAACAAAAAAGAGUGUGGAACAAAAGCUGCAAAUACUUUCUGAUUUCUUGACUCUUGAAGGAAGAAGCAGUAAAAUACAGCAGGUAGAAACUGUAUUGCAGCAUGUGAAGAAGCACCUACCUAAAGCCCAUGUUAAAGAGCUUAACAGUUGGCUUGUGAGUCAAGAAGUUGAAUUAGAAAAAAUGGUGUCCAUAUGUGAGGCCCAGGCAAAGGAACUCAAUAACUACCUGGAGCAGCUACUGAGACUGCAGGAUGAUUGCAGAAGCCUGAGUAAGUGGUUGACUAAUCAAGAAGAGGAAUGGAAAGAAAUGGAAGAAUCAGGAGAGAAAACUGAGCUAUUUUGUCAAGCAUUAGCUGAAAAGAGGGAACAUUUUGAAUCUCUGGUCCAGUUGAAUGACUCUUUGAAGGACCAUGGGUUUACUGAGGAAGAUGAAAUAAUAAACGAAUCAACAUGUUUGAUUGAAAGAUACCAGACAUUAUUGAGACAAUUACAUGAAAUUGAAGAAGAAUUUAAGUUGCCACCUGCUGAGGACCAGAGCUUUAAUGAUCUUGCACAUGAUGUGAUUCAUUGGAUACAAGAGAUUAAAGAGUCUCUUAUGGCUUUGAACUCAUCUGAAGGCAAAAUGCCACUCGAGGAAAGAAUCCAAAAAAUAAAGGAAAUCAUUUUACUAAAGCCUGAAGGGGACGCCAAAAUACAGACCAUUACGAGACAAGCCGAGAGCUGUGAGGCCCCAUUGGUGCAGGAGACCCUUGCUGAUAUCACCAAUCAGUGGGACAGCACACUGCAUCUGGCCAGCACAUACCUAAGCCAUCAAGAAAAGCUUCUGCUAGAAGGGGAAAAGUAUUUGCAAAGUAAGGAGGACUUGAGAUUAAUGCUCAUAGAACUAAGGAAGAAGCAAGAAGCAGGCUUUGCCCUUCAACAUGCUCUGCCAGAGAAGAAAGCCCAGUUAAAAAUUUAUAAGAAAUUCCUCCAGAAAGCACAAGAUUUGACAUCCUUGCUAAAGGAGUUAAAAUCUCAAGGAAAUUACCUCUUGGAGUGCACUAAAAAUCCCAGCUUCAGUGAGGAGCCUUGGCUGGAAAUAAAACAUCUACAUGAGAGUCUUCUUCAACAACUGCAGGAUUCUGUGCAAAAAUUAGAGGAUCAUGUUGAAGAACACCAUUCAUACGAGGUUUGCAUCAAAGAGCUGAAUACCACAUUGGACAAUAUCUCCAUGGAAUUAGUUAGUUUUUCUGAUUUGCCCGUGGAUCAAACAGCAAUUGAGGACAAAUUGCAGAAACUGCAGGAACUAGAAAGUAGACUCAGUUUACAAGAUGGCACACUGAAGAAGAUUUUAGCAUUAGCAAAAUCCAUCAAGCAAAAUACAUCUUCAGUGGGACAGAUUAUUAUUAAAGAUGAUAUAAAAUCACUUACGUGUAAACAAAAAGAUUUGGAAAACAGAAUUGAAUCUGCUAAACAGGAGACUGAAAAUUAUCUCAACAGCCUUCUCAAAUCAAAAUGCUCAAUAGAAAAGAAUGAGAAGUUUCCUCUGCCAGGCAGACAGAGGCAGGCCACUUCUGAGGUGGUGGAGUCCACUUGGCUCUUGGUGGGAGUGGAAGAGCUGGAGGAAGACUGGGAAGUAAACAAGAAUUCAGACGUGGAAAUGGUUUUGUCAAAACAAUUUCCUCUCCAUGUUCAAGAAAGCAUGAACAACGCCGAAGAUGAGCACAAAGUCAACGAGCUGCAAAAUCAGCCCUUGGAAUUGGAUGUUCUGCUGAGAAAUGAACAAUUAGAAGAGAUAGAGGAAUUAUAUAACCGAUUAGAAGCAAGGAAAACAGCCAUUGAACCACUAGAACAAUCUGAAUGUUUCAACAAAACAGAAGCAAGUGCCUUGGCCCUCCACAAUAAAAGAUAUUCAGCACAGCACUUGGACAAUCUGCUUCAGGCGCUUACUGCUUUGAAGAAAAAUAAAGAAAGCCAGUAUUAUCUCCUUAAACAUUUUCAAGAACAUGUCACCGCAGUUGAAUCCUUGAUGAAAGCCUUGUUGACAGAAAAGGAAAGUCUAAAAGUGGGACCAAUGGACAGUGAAAUCUAUCUGAACAAAAUUAAGAAAUUCCUGAGAUCAAUAGAAAAAGAGAAAGUUUCUUUAAGCAAGUUGAAAGCUGAAUGGGAGAGCUUAUCACCUCAUGUGACUGACAUGGAUAAGAAGCUGAUGGAAAACCAGAUUCAGCAGCUUGAGCAUGGUUGGGAGCAAAUGGAACACAUGGUUCAAAAGAAGCAUUCGCAGCAGGUAAUGGAAUAUGGUGAAUUCACCUCCCUUGUGAAUAAGUUUCAAGACAUGGAGACUUCUCUGCAAGAGCAGCAGCAGUGUCUACUGUUAAGGCUGAACUCUCUAGAAGAACAGGAGGGGAGCCACAGCAUCAUUGCCUCGGCCACUGAGCUCCAGGCCAUCAAGCAUGGGUUUUCUAUUUUAAAGACACAAGCUGAACUUCAGAUGAAGAGGUUCUGGGGAGAAAAAGAAAAGAAGAUUUUAGAAGAUGCAAUAAAUAAUUUGAAGAAGCAAUUGGAAACAUUGGAUCCAUUAAACCUGGAGGUGGAAAAUCGGAUUAAGAAAUGUGACAUAAAGAACAAGAUGAAGGAGACUAUCCAGUGGGUCAAGAAUCUGCAGGGUACACUCACUCCCUACAUUUGCCUUUUCCCAGAUGACAUUCUUUCACAGAUCAGAAAAUGCAAGAUGGCUCAUGAUGGUAUUCUGGAUAAGCAGCAGGUCAUGGAGUCAUUGGUGAAGGAGGUCAAAGAUAUCAUUCCAAACCUUACAGCAGAUGAGGGGGAUGAUUUAAAUAGCCUCCUGGAGGACUUACAGAGUCAAUAUCAAAUGCUAGUUUUAAAAUCAACUCAGAGAUCACAGCAGUUGGAAUUUAAAUUGGAAGAAAGAAGCCAAUUCUUUGCAGGGAUUGGGAAGGCUCAACUCACUCUUCAAAGAAAGGAAGCACUGAUCAUUCCCAAGAUGGAAGCAGCCUCCACAGAAACUGAGCUAGCACAUGUCCACUUCACUUUGAAGGCAUCCCAGGAGGAGCUGCGAGAAAUUGGGAGUGUGAUCUCAACACAUCUUCAGGAACUAGCAAACACCUGUAAGGAUCUAAAUGUCUUUGAAAGAUUAUUUCUUGAUGACCAUUUGAAACAUCUGAAGACCAGAGCCAGCAGAACACAAAGAUUCAUUCAGAGUAAGUGCAAUGAAGUAGAACAUAAGAUAAAUUCUUAUAGAGAACUCCAUGAAGAAACAUCUGGUCUUCAGAGGGAGGUUGAUCGUAUACAGCAUAAGGAACUACUACUUAACCAAGACAUAAAUCAAGAUGUGAAAGAGUUCAAUAAUCUUAAAGACAGACUUACUGGUGUUCGAUGUGAGAUCUUACAACUAUUAGAACUUAAAGAACUGUUUGACUACACAGGGAUAAACUGGGACUGUUCACAACUUAACCAAUUGAAAACCCAAGUAUUUGAAAAAGAAAAGAAACUUGAAGAAAAAAUCAGACAGUUGGAUACGUUUGUGGCAGAACAUGGCAAAUAUCAAGCAUUACUGUGUAAAGUAAGGGAUAUGGAUUUGCAAAUUAAGAAAAGGGCUGAAUUAGUACAGAAAGCUCCUGAUACCUCACCAGAGAGCAAUUUGCUCAAUGCAAUAAUUUUGAAUCAGAAGAUUGAGAAAGCGAAGUGCUUAUAUAAUGAGGUACUAAAGAAAUUAAGUGAAAACAAGGCCUUGGAUGACUCAUUCAAAGAGAAAGAAAUAGUACAACUAACACUGAAUGUAGAAGAAAAUGAUAAGUUACAGAAGGUCGUCAAAAACAUAGUACUAGAAUUCCAACCAAAAGAAAUUGAUGAAAAGAAUUUUCAGGACCUACUAGAAAAUUCCUUACAUGUUUUAAAUCAGAUUAAAUCUCACGUACAGCAGCCUUUGCUUAUAAAUUUGGGAAUUGAACAUAUUGAAAAUGAGAAGGAUAAUUUUGAAGCAUUUCUAGAACUAGUUCAGGAGGAAAUGUGUAGUAUUAAAGCUGUGACUGUUACCGAGAAGCAAAGAGAAGAAAACUCUCCUGAAACUGGUGAUAUGGAGACAAAAUUGCAAGAUGUUGAAGCGCUUCAGACACAGCUUAGCAGAAGCAUUGAUUUACGCAUGGAUGCCUUGAACAAUGCUUAUGAAAAUAUAACCCUCUAUAACGAAGCAGUCGCCAGGGCGAUGGAGAUCAUCACUUCCCUGGAAGCCAUCAUUGCAUCCCCGAGAGUAAACCUUCAUAAUCCACAAGAAUCACUAGAGAGGUUUCGCUGGAAGCAAAAGGAAUUGGAAUCCACAAUUGCAGACAUCCAGGACCUCAUCGAGAACCUGGGAACUAUAUCAGCACCCGAGGCCAAGCAGGAAUUCCAGUGUACCUUACAGGAAUUAAUUUCUAAGAACUCAGCCAUGAAGGAGGCGGCCACAGUAAAGGCAGCUAUGGUAGAAAGGUGUCUUGAGAAUUACAAACGCUACAGAAGUAUCAAGGAGUACAUUUGUACUCACCUCAGAAAAAUGGAGACAGUUCUCAGGCAGUCCAUGUCCCCGUUACCAGUGUCUUACAAGGAAGCUUUAGAGCGCUUGGAACAGAGCAAGGCCUUGGUGUCAAAUCUCAAAUCAACCAGAAAAGAGCUCACGAAGCUGCGACAGGUCCUUCGACACUUGAGGCGCAGGUGCACAGAAAAGGAUGGCAUGUGUGUGCUCAGAGGCCUGUCGGUCCUGUGGGAGAAGUGGCUCAGUUUGCUACAGGCUGCCAAAGUCUGGGAGAUGUGGAGUGAAGAACUGAAACAGGAGUGGAAAUUCGUUAGUGAGGAAAUGGAACGAGAAACAAUCAUUUUAGACAAUCUUCAAGAGGAACUCCCAGAAAUUUCCAAAACAAAGGAGGCCGCCACCACGGAGGAGCUCUCAGAGCUGCUGGACGCCUUCUACCAAUACGAAGAGAGUGUGGAGAUGCAGCAGCUCUUGCUGACCCUGCUCCUUCAGCGCAUAAAGAGUAUCCGGAAUGUUCCUGAAGGCCGAGGGGCUGUAGAGGCUGUCCCUGCUCUUCAAGAGAUCCAGUCCAUGCGGGAACGGUGCGACAGGCUUCUUCAGAAAGCUCAGAAAAAUAAGGAAUCAUUGCAGACUGAACUCCAGGGAAGACAUUCCUUCACAAAGGAAAUAAUUGCUUUGAAGAACGUAUUUCAACAGGCUUCAACUUCUUUCCAAAAUAUGGCAUCAGAGGGCCACCCAGAAAGGGCAAAGCAGUUGGAGGAGCUUCAGAGCAUUCUUAAGAAAGGCAAGCUCACUUUUAAGAGUAUCAUGGAAAAACUGCGAAUCCAGUACUGUGAAAUGUACACCAUAGUCCCUGCAGAGAUGGAGUCCCGGGUGGAGGAAUGCAGAAAAGCUUUAGAAGACAUAGAUGAGAAGAUUAGUGAUGAAGUCUUGAAGAGCUCACCAUCAUUUGCAAUGAACAGGAAAAUAGAGGAAAUUAACAGUGGGCUUCGGCUUGUUGAAAAUAUGUUGCAGCAGAAGAACGAAAACAUUGAGAAAGCUCAAGAAAUUCAAAAGAAACUGUGGGACAAGCUGGAUCUCUGGCAUUCCAAGCUAAACGAGCUGGAUUCUGAAGUUCAGGACAUCGUUGAACAGAACCCAGGACAGGCUCAAGAAUGGAUGGAUAAGUUGAUGAUUCCUUUCCAGAAGUACCAGCAAGUCUCACAGAGAGCAGAAACCAGAACCUCACAGUUAAAUAAGGCCACAAUUAAGAUGGAGGAGUAUAGUGAUCUUUUGAAGAACACACAGGCUUGGAUAGAAAAUACCAGUCGUUUGCUGGCCAAUCCUGCUCGCUAUGACUCUUCAAGAACCCUGAGUCACCAUGCCAGCACCCUGCAGAGGGCUUUGGAAGAUUCUGAGCAGAAGCACAAUCUUUUACAUUCAGUUUUCACAGAUCUAGAGGAUUUGUCAGACAUUUUCGAAACAGAUGACUUAGUACAGUCCGUACAAGACCUAAGCAGUCAAGUAGUAGAUCUACAGCAACAAAUAAUGGAAAGCCUUCCCCACAUUCAGCGGAUGGCAGAUGAUGUGGUUGCUAUUGAAUCCGAAGUAAAAUCAAUGGAGAAAAAAGUUUCCAAAAUCAGAACUAUCCUGUUAUCAAAAGAAAUAUUUGAUUUUUCACCUGAAGAACAUCUUAAGCAUGGAGAGGUCAUACUUGAAAAUAUACGCCCCAUGAAGAAAACCAUUGCUGAGAUAGUGUCUUACCAAGUGGAACUGAGGCUACCCCAGGCAGGAACAAAACCUCUGCCUGUGUUUCAGCGGACAAAUCAGCUUUUGCAAGCUGUAAAACUAUUGGAAAACGUGACUCAGGAACAAAAUGAGUUAUUAAAGGUAGUCAUAAGACAGACUAAUGAAUGCAAUGAAGAAAUAGAAAGUUUGAAACAGAUCUUAAAUAAUUAUUCAACGGAGUUCUCCCUUGAACAAAUUUCACCAGACCAAGCUGUUGACUUUCCAGAAGUACAGGAAGACAUCAAAAGUAUGGAACAGCAGAUUCUGCAUUUAAACCAGAAAAAAGAAGACCUAUUGGUGGACUUGAAGGCUGCCGUACUAAACCUUCACCAGCAUUUGAAGCAAGAACAGCAAGAAGGAGACAUGCUGUCAGCCAGAGCAUUGGAGGACGGUGGAGCGGCUGAGCUGGAUGUGUCUGAGUGGAAGCUGGACAGACCAGGCUCCAUGUCAUUCUUGCCAGCCGUCAAGGAAGAGGCAGAGGAAGGCUCCCUGAAGAGUGAAAAUGAAUAUAAGAAAGCGGAGCCGUCUUCGAGGUCUUUGCCUUUACUUUGGAAGCAUGACCUGGGCUUGGAGGAAGAUGGAGAAUCCUCCUCCUCAGCAACCAUCAUUCCGGAAGCAGAUGGGAAAAUAAGCACCUGUGAUAGUUCCAUGGUACAAAUUCUGGCACCAGACUCACUAAACACUGAGCAAAGCCUAGCAUUUUCCCCAAAGCUCAACCAAACAGAAGAGGGUCCCACUCCUCCUAUCAAGGCUGCAGCUCUGGACUUUUCUGAUAAGCCAGGAGAUUUUGAGACCUCAGUGAAGAGAACUAGGGCCCGGCCUGUAGAAGUCCUCCAUGUCUGCAAGACCCAGGUGGCCGAGCUGGAGCUGUGGCUGCAACAAGCCAGCGUGGCAUUUGAGCCGGAAACAUUAAACGCAGACAUGCAGCAGGUGGUGGAACAGGAACUGGUCGGGUGCCAGGCUAUGCUGACCGAGAUUGAGCACAAGGUUGCCUCUCUCUUGGACACUUGCAAAGAUCAGGGCCUGGGAGAUAGUGGAGCCACUCAACAGGAGGCCGAAGCACUCUCCCUGAAACUCAAAACUGUGAAGUGCAAUUUGGAAAAAGUCCAGAUGAUGCUGCAGGAGAAAUACAGCGAGGAUCAGUACCCUACCAUUCUAAGGAAACCUUCAGAACUUCAACAAGUCCUCCAGCCUAUUAACCUUCCUGAAUUGGUACCUAUUGUAACUGAAAAGCCACAAUUUAGCAGACAAAGAGAUGUCCCCGUGCAACAGGUUCUGGAGUUAAAACCAAUGGAACAGAAAGAUUUACUCAAGUUUAUAGAAUUUAAUGCUAAGAAAACAUGGCUGCAGUAUUGCCAACAGGAUAAAGAUACUACUCAGGGAUCAUCUGUGAGCAACAAGGCAUCUGGCCCUGAAAAUGAAGCUCCAGACUUGAUCUUUUCACCUCAGGGUCAAAAUGGUGAUAAAUGGCAAUAUCUUCAUCAUGAACUGUCCUCAAAAAUAAAGCUACCUCCUCCUCAGCUCGUGGGGCCUCAGGUUACCACCAAUAUGAGUAUUCUACCCAGUGUGAGUGUAUAUAACUUUAGAUACCCUACAACGGAAGAGCUGAAAAUGUACACCACCCAACUCGAAGACCUGCGUCAAGAAGCAAAUAACCUUCAGACACAGGAAAACAUGACAGAAGAAACAUAUAACGAUUUGGAUAAAAAAUUAUUUGAGCUCUUCCUGAGCCUCAAUCGGUGCCUCGGCAGUGUGGAGGAGAUGCUGCAGACACCGGGGCUCUUCAGGGAGGAUGUCUCUGCCCAGCAGGAGCACUACGAGAAACUGGCUCUCGAGUUGAAGAAACUUUAUUUAGCUCUGUGUGACAAGAAGAAUGAUCUUUUGAAAGCCAUGGCUUGGUCUGGCAGGAACACCACUUUGCUCCUUGAAUGUUUCGGUAGCCUCCAGGUCUGCCUGGAGCACACUCAGGCCAGCGCUGCCUCUAGAAGCAAGUCCCUGAAAGCUGGCCUGGACUACAAGCACAGUUACCAGAAUGAAAUAAAGCGACUGUAUGAUCAACUCAUUAAGAAUAAGACAGCUUUACAACAGUCCUUGAAUGAAAUGCGUGGCCAGAGUAUUGGUGAACAGCUUCAGAAAGCAGAUUUAUAUACAGCAGAGCUGCAGAAUUCUGAGAGCCGAGUGGCCAAACUAAGAGACGAAGGGGAGAGGCUUCGCUUACCCUGUGUUUUACUCCAGGAGGUUUACAAGUUAGAGGAUGUACUUGACAGUAUGUGGGGGAUCCUGAGAGCGAGGUACUCUGGGUUCAGUAGCCCGUUCAUCACUGAGAGCCAGCAACAUGCCCUUCUACAAGGCACAGUGGAACUAGUAAAUAUUGGAAAGGAAAUGCUUGCUCAUGGCCACUUAAAACAAGCCAAAAGUAAAGUUGCCUUACAGACUCAAAUACAAAAUCACAAGGUAUUUUUCAAGAAGCUUGUUGCCAACAUGUUGUUGAUCCAAACAUACUAUGACAAAAUGUUUCCUUCCGUGUUGCCAAAGAGAGAGAGAUUUUGGGCAGAACAAGUAACCGAAGUUAAAUCCCUGGAAGGAAAGGCACAGCAGUUUGGCAUGAAGCUGCAGAGUUUGUUGCAGAAAUGGGAAGAAUUCGAUGAAAACUUUGGAUCUCUGGAAAAGGACCUGGAAAUUCUUGUCUCUACAUUGCCUUCUGUGAGUUUGGUGGAAGAAACAGAGGAGAGAUUAGUGGAAAGGAUAUCAUUUUAUCAGCAAAUAAAAAGAAACAUUGAUGGAAAGCAUGCCCGGCUCUACCAAACUCUAAAUGAAGGCAAACAGCUGGUGGCAUCUGUGAACUGUCCUGAACUGGAGGGACAGAUUGCCAAACUGGAAGAGCAGUGGUUGUCCCUGAACAAGAAGAUUGACCUUGAACUGCACAGACUGCAAACACUUCUCAAGCAUCUACUCAGUUACAACAGAGAUUCAGAUGAGUUAACCAAGUGGUUGGAAUCUUCUCAGCAAACUUUGAAUCACUGGAAAGAACAGUCCCUCAAUGCGUCUCAGGACUUGGAUGCAAUCAGAAGCAACAUAAAUAAAUUUUUUGAAUUUUCCAAGGAAGUGGAUGGAAAGUCCUCUCUGAAGACUGCAGUUUUAAGCACUGGGAACCAGCUUCUGCACCUGAAGGAAACUGACACAGCCACGCUGAGAGCCUCCCUAGCACAGUUUGAACAAAAGUGGACCAUGCUCAUAACUCAGCUUCCAGAUAUUCAAGAAAAGCUUCACCAGCUUCAGAUGGAGAAAUUGCCAUCUCGUAAAGCCAUCACAGAAAUGAUUAGCUGGAUGAACAGCGUGGAGUAUCAGGCUGCAGGUGGAGACUCGGUGCACUUCCCUAGUUCUGAGUCUCAAGUGAAGAAUCUUCUUCAGAAGCUCAAGGAGUUCAGAAUGGAAAUGGACUAUAAACAGUGGAUCGUUGACUUUGUUAACCAGUCAUUGCUUCAGUUAAGCACCUGUGAUGUAGAAAGCAAGCGCUAUGAAAGGACGGAGUUUGCAGAGCACCUGGGGGAGAUGAACCGCCAAUGGCACCGAGUGCAUGGAACCCUGAAUAAAAAGAUACAACAUUUAGAACAAUUUUUGGAAAGUAUCACUGAGAAUGAAAAUAAAAUACAGAUUUUGAAAAACUGGUUGGAAGCACAAGAAGAGAAGCUGAAAACUUUACAAAAACCCGAAAGUGUGAUCUCCAUCGAGAAGGUGCUCCUGGACUGUCAGGAUAUAGAAAAUCAACUUGCAAUUAAAUCCAAAGUACUGGAUGAGCUGAGACAAAGCUACCUGACUCUGGAAAGUGGGGCAAUUCCAUUGUUAGAAGAUGCAGCAUCUGGAAUCAACAAGUUGCUUCAAAAGCGGGACAGUGUGAUUCGUCAGGUCAGUGAGCUCAAAAGCUUCAUGCAGUCGGUGCUGCAGGAGUGGAAGUUGUAUGAUAAACUCUAUGAUGAAGUGAACAUGCUGGCGAUCCAAUUUGGGUACUGCAUGGAACACAGCAAGCCUGUGGUGUUGUCACUGGAGGCCUUGAGGUGCCAGGUGCAGAACCUUCAGUCUCUUCAAGAUGAAGCUGAGAUCAGCGAAGGGAGUUGGGAGAAACUCCGGGAGGUUAUUCAUAGACUCAAAGAUUCCUGCCCCUCAGUUGCUGAAAUAAUUGAAGAGAAAUGCCAAGACACUCAUGCAAGGUGGACCCAGGUAAACCAAGAUCUUGCAGACCAGUUGCAGGAGGCCCAGACUCUGCUCCAGCUCUGGAAAGCUUAUCGCAGUGCUCAUGUGGAAGCCACAGCAAGGCUGGAGCAGCAGGAAGCCAAAUUUCAACAGCUUGCAAACAUCAACAUGUCUGGAAACAACCUGGCAGAGAUCCUGCCAGUGGCCCUGCAGGACAUAAAGGAGCUGAAGCAGGAUGUGCAGAAGACAAAAGAAGUCUUUCUCCAAAAUUCUAUCCUCCUGGACCGAUUCCCACAACCUGCAGAGUCCAACGCCUCGGGGCUCUUUUCUGGUCAACUGUAUUCCCUCCGGAGAGCUAUUUAUUUGGAAGAGAUGCUGCUUGUGAAAGCAAAUGAAUUUGAGUUUGUUCUCUCACAGUUUAAGGAUUUUGAGGACCGGCUGGAAUCUUUAAAAGGCCUCAUUAUACACGAGGAAGAGAAUUUGGAUAAACUUUACCAACAAGAUAAAGAAGAAAAUCCUGGCUUGUUCCUGAAUCAUGUGCUAGCAUUGAUAGCCCAGUCUCCUGACAUUGAACGUCUGAAUGAAGACAGCCUCAUGCUCCCACUCAGUGACAUGCCCCUGAAGACAUUACAGAAUAUGAACCGGCAAUGGAUUCGCACCACUGCCACAGCGCUGGACCGCUGCAGCGAGCUGCAGGAAAGUGGGUUAAAUGAAAAUUUUCUUCAUUGUUGUGAAAAGUGGGUCCAACUUUUGGAAAAGAUAGAAGAGAUGCUCAAAGCGAAUAUUGCCAACAGCCUCCCUGCUCUCCUGGAACAGCAGAAAGCUUAUGAGAUGUUAGAAGCUGAAGUUUCUAUAAACCAGACAAUUGCUGAUUCUUAUGUCACCCAGUCCCUACAACUCCUGGACACAACAGAAAUAGAGAAGAGACCAGAAUUUGUUUUGGAAUUCUCAAAUCUGACGGACCACUGGCAGAGUGCUGCCCAAGGCAUUCGGCAGAGGAAGAGUGACAUUGACCAGCUGGUGAGGCAGUGGCUAUACUUCACCUCCUCCAUGGAGGACUUGUUCCACUUCCUCACCAACACUAGCCACAUGCUGUCCGCAGUAAAGGAUCAGGAUUGCUACAGCCUCUACCAAAUCAGAAGUCUGAUCCAUGAGCUAAAGAAUAAGGAAAUCCAUUUUCAGAGAUGGCAAACCACCUAUGCACUAACCUUGGAAGCUGGGGAGAAAUUACUGAACACACCUAACCUGGAAGCAAAAGAGUCCAUGAACAAGAGAAUCAGACAGCUUCAGAACAACUGGAAGGACACGGAGCUCCAUCUAGCACAGAUGAUUAAGCAUCUCCAAAGCAUCAUAGAGACCUGGGACCAGUGUGAAAAGAAAAUCAAGGAGCUGAAAAGCAGGCUGCAAGUUUUAAAAGCACAAAGUAAAGAUCCUCUUCCAGAACUUCAUGAGGACCUCCACAGAGAAAGAGAGCUGACUAAGGAACUAGAGAAGUCUCUGACUAACUGGACUCAGAACUUGCAAGAACUUCACACCAUGAAGGGCGACUUAACCCGGCACAUUCUCUCGGAGGACGUGAUGGUUUUGAAGGAGCAGAUAGAGCAUUUGCACAGACAAUGGGAGGACCUCUGCCUCAGAGUGGCUACACGCAAACAGGAGAUUGAAGACAGACUCAAUUCAUGGAUCGUGUUCAAUGAAAAAAAUAAAGAGUUGUGUGCGUGGCUGGUCCAGAUGGAAAACAAGGUUCUACAGACCGCAGAUAUUAGCAUUGAAGAAAUGAUUGAAAAGUUGCAGAAGGACUGCAUGGAAGAAAUAAACUUGUUCAGUGAAAACAAGUUACAGCUAAAGCAGAUGGGUGACCAGUUGAUCAAGGCCAGCAGCAAGACAAGAGCAGCUGAGAUCGAUGACAAGCUCAACAAAAUCAACGAUCGCUGGCAACAUCUUUUUGAUGUUAUUGGAUCAAGGGUGAAGAAGCUGAAGGAGACAUUUGCUUUUAUUCAGCAGUUAGACAAAAACAUGAGCAAUCUUCGCACCUGGUUGGCUCGCAUCGAGUCUGAGCUUUCGAAGCCGGUUGUUUACGACGUCUGUGACGAUCAGGAAAUCCAGAAGAGGCUCGCUGAGCAGCAGGAUCUGCAGCGAGAUAUCGAACAGCACAGCGCAGGGGUGGAGUCCGUGUUCAACAUUUGUGAUGUCCUUUUGCAUGACUCUGACGCCUGUGCCAACGAGACCGAGUGCGACUCCAUCCAGCAGACCACCAGAAGCCUUGACAGGCGCUGGAGGAACAUUUGUGCCAUGUCAAUGGAGCGGCGCAUGAAAAUCGAAGAGACAUGGCGCCUGUGGCAGAAGUUUUUAGAUGAUUAUUCCCGCUUCGAGGACUGGCUCAAGUCUGCCGAGAGGACAGCAGCCUGCCCCAAUUCCUCUGAGGUGUUGUACACAAAUGCCAAAGAAGAGCUGAAGAGGUUUGAGGCCUUCCAGCGGCAGAUCCACGAGCGGCUCACUCAGCUGGAGCUCAUCAACAAGCAGUACCGGCGGCUGGCGCGGGAGAACCGCACCGACACUGCCAGCAAACUGAAGCAGAUGGUCCACGAGGGCAACCAGCGCUGGGACAACCUCCAGAAGCGGGUGACAGCCAUCCUGCGGAGACUCAGGCAUUUCACCAACCAGAGGGAGGACUUCGAGGGCACCAGGGAGAGCAUUCUGGUGUGGCUCACAGAGAUGGACCUGCAGCUAACCAAUGUGGAGCACUUCUCCGAGAGCGAUGCUGAUGACAAAAUGCGCCAGCUGAAUGGCUUCCAACAGGAAAUUACGUUAAAUACCAACAAGAUCGACCAGCUCAUCGUGUUUGGGGAGCAGCUGAUUCAGAAGAGCGAACCCCUAGAUGCCGUGCUGAUUGAGGAUGAGCUGGAGGAGCUGCACCGGUACUGCCAGGAGGUGUUCGGCAGGGUCUCUCGCUUCCACCGGCGCCUGACCUCCCACGCUCCGGGUUUGGAAGAUGAAAAGGAAGCCUCUGAGACCGAAACAGACAUGGAAGACCCCAGAGAAAUCCAGACCGACUCUUGGCAUAAAAGGGGAGAGAGCGAGGAACCCUCGUCUCCCCAGUCCCUGUGCCAUCUUGUGCCCCCUGCUCUGAGCCACGAGCGGUCUGGCUGUGAGACCCCUGUUAGUGUGGACUCCAUCCCUCUGGAGUGGGAUCACACAGGUGACGUGGGGGGCUCCUCCUCUCACGAAGAAGAUGAGGAAGGUCCAUACUACAGUGCACUCUCAGAUGUAGAAAUCCCUGAAAAUCCUGAGGCCUAUCUUAAAAUGACCACAAAAACUUUGAAAGCAUCUUCUGGUAAAUCCAUUUCUGAUGGCCACUCGUGGCAUGUUCCUGACAGCCCUUCCCAUCCCAAGCAUCACUACAAACAAAUGGAAGGUGACAGGAAUGUACCACCCAUCCCCUCGGGUUCCAGCACCCCUUACAAAUCAGCCUAUGGAAAGCUGCUAUUACAUCCAGGCACUGAUGGUGGCAAAGAAAGUCCAAGAGUCCUGAAUGGCAGCCCUCAGCAGGAAGACGAGCAUCUGGCCACCCUAACAGGACAGCCAUCAGGUGCCUUCGACAGAUGGGAACUGAUUCAGGCACAAGAGCUUCACAGUAAACUCAGAAUGAAACAAAACAUGCAGCAGCUGAACUCUAAUAUCAGCGCCAUCACUGCUUGGCUGGGAAAAACUGAAGCAGAGCUUGAAACUUUAAAGAUGGCAAAGCCUCCCUCCAACAUCCAGGAAAUGGAACCCAGAGUGAAGAGAUUGCAGGAGAUAUUAAAAGCUUUUGACAACUACAAGGCAUUAAUGGUCUCUGUCAAUGUGAGCGGCAAGGAAUCUCUCCCAACUGAGAGCACCGAAGCCACAGAGCUCCAGAGUAGACUCCGCCAGCUGGGCCUGCGCUGGGAAGCGGUCCAGGGCGCAGUGGACAGCUGGAGAGGGGACCUGCGGCAGUCGCUCAUGCAGUGCCAGGAUUUCCAUGAAUUAAGUCAAAACCUGCUCCUGUGGCUGGCAAGUGCUGAGAACCGGAGGCAGAAGGCUCAUGUCACCACUCCAAAGGCAAACCGCCAGGUCCUCCAGGAGUGCCAGAAAGAACUAAUGCAACUGAAAAAGGAACUAGUAGAACGUCAGCCUCAAGUCAACUCCCUACAGGAGCUCUCCACCAGCCUUCUCGUUAAGGGGCAUGGAGAAGACUACAUUGAAGCUGAAGAGAAGGUCCAUGUCAUCCAGAAGAAACUCAAACAGUUACGAGAACAAGUAUCCCAAGAUUUAAUGUCCUUACGGGGAAGCCAGAGCUCAGACCCAUCUCUGCUCAACUUUGAUGAGGUAGACUCCGGGGACCAGCCUUCUGCAGCAGCCAUGGCAACUCCCCAAGCGAAGCAGGUCAGAGCAGAGAGAACUACAGAAGAUGAGAAUGAGACAGACAGCAGGAUGUCUGGUCCCGGCAGCUCACAGCCACGGCGCUCCUUCCUCUCCAGGGUGAUCAGGGCAGCGCUGCCCCUCCAGCUGCUCCUGCUGCUGCUGCUGCUCCUGGCCUGUCUGCUGCCCUCCUCUGAAGAGGACUACAGCUGCACCCAGGCCAACAACUUCGCCCGCUCUUUCUACCCCAUGCUGCGGUACACCAAUGGGCCUCCCCCAACCUAGAGGGCUCAGCCAUACCACCAGCCUCUUUGCUGUGGGUGCCCAGCUGUGGCCCCAGACCAAUGUGUGAGUGACUCUUAGCACUGGGAAUGUCCAGGGAUCUGCAGUGGACACCCGCCUCUGGGCUUGUCCAGAAUGGGCUCUUAGGGUUCCAGGGCAGCUUUCAAAUGAAGUCCUUCCUUGUGGACAGGGAACUAUUGCAGCAAUUGCCCAGGGCAUUUUGGCAAAGCUAGUUGAUUGGUUGAGGGAACUCUGGAAAGGGCAGUUUUCCUAAGAGUCUCGCACUUUGUAAAUUCUGACUUAUUUGUAAAACAGCAUUAUUAUAACGUAGCUAACGUGGUCCAUGAGCAGUGGCGUUCAUCACAGAAUACAUAUUAGAGAAACAAGCAGAUCCCACCUUAGAAAUGGUUCCAAAAUUCAUAUGCACUGAGCUGAUUGACUGAAACAAUCAUAUUUUAAAUGUUUAGAAUCAGUUUUCUUCCAAUCAGCUAGUGAUCUUGAGCUACCAGAUAUAAACCAAAAUGUUCAGCUCAGUACCUAGAUCUGCUCUUUUAUAUUGCUUUAAAUUUUUAAAGAAA
Marmota monax (woodchuck) is the source of this 21542-nucleotide messenger RNA. It is a transcript of the gene Syne2, whose product is annotated as spectrin repeat containing nuclear envelope protein 2. Bases 190 to 20967 code for a protein of 6925 amino acids. Lineage: Eukaryota; Metazoa; Chordata; Mammalia; Rodentia; Sciuridae. Gene Ontology annotation, cellular component: membrane. Gene Ontology annotation, molecular function: protein binding. The record is from RefSeq and is a predicted model, not a curated record. The transcript has 116 exons.